Racocetra fulgida is the source of this 525-nucleotide messenger RNA. The record is from the annotation of a GenBank genome assembly. NCBI's taxonomy places the organism in Eukaryota, Fungi, Glomeromycota, Glomeromycetes, Diversisporales, Gigasporaceae.
AUGACCGCCGCGACCUCUUCCAUGGCUGACAUUGCUAAACCUUCUUUAGGUGUAAUGAAAAGAAAAAGCAUUAUUAUCCCUCAACCAUCUAGCCAUCGUAAACUUAAAGAUGCAAUUAAAAAAAUUGUUGAUGAAAUAUUAGAACUUUUCAUUGAAGCUCAACAAAUUGGCAAAGAUGAUAAUGGAACUACAAAAAUGAUUUUGGACCAUAUUAAAAAGCGAAAUACUAAUGCUGUAGAAGUCCUAGAAUGGUUAUUAAAUAAUCAACAUACGCUGCAAUACAAAACUCUUCUUGGAUACUUUUAUUUACAUGACAUUGGCACGGAAAUAGAUACCAGAAAGGCUUAUGUUUUGUAUUUAGCAGCUGCAAAAAAGGACUAUCCUAUUGCUCAAUAUUUGCUUGGUGAAUGCUAUUCGUCGGAUAUGGCAAUUCAUUAUUAUUCCAAGGCGUCUAAACUUGGCCAUGAAAGCUCACAAAUUGUAAUGAAUAAACUCUUGAAGGCAACUAGUUCUCCUCCAUCGUAG